Messenger RNA from Pistacia vera, 940 nucleotides. RefSeq names its product cytokinin riboside 5'-monophosphate phosphoribohydrolase LOG8-like. The transcript is spliced from 7 exons. Bases 65 to 682 code for a protein of 205 amino acids. Lineage: Eukaryota; Viridiplantae; Streptophyta; Magnoliopsida; Sapindales; Anacardiaceae. Gene Ontology annotation, cellular component: cytosol; nucleus. Gene Ontology annotation, biological process: cytokinin biosynthetic process. Gene Ontology annotation, molecular function: hydrolase activity, hydrolyzing N-glycosyl compounds. The record is from RefSeq and is a predicted model, not a curated record.
GUAUGUAUGUAUAUUUGAACUCAAGUUAAGCUUUGUAUAUUUUUAUAACAGUAGCUCAUUAAUCAUGGGUAAUUUCAAAAGGGUUUGUGUCUUUUGUGGAAGUAAUUCUGGGAAUCGAAAGAUUUUCAGUGAAGCCGCUCUUGAUCUUGGUAGACAACUGGUUGAGAAAAAGCUGGAUUUGGUUUAUGGAGGAGGGAGUAUAGGGCUGAUGGGUUUGGUUUCUCAGACAGUUUUUGAUGGUGGGUGUCAUGUUCUUGGAGUUAUUCCAACAGCUCUUGUUCCAAUUGAGAUAUCAGGGCAAACAGUUGGAGAAGUAAUGGUAGUAUCCGAUAUGCACGAAAGAAAGGCAGAAAUGGCUCGUAGAGCUGAUGCUUUCAUUGCACUUCCAGGAGGUUAUGGAACCAUGGAAGAAUUACUUGAGAUAAUUACAUGGUCACAACUUGGUAUCCACGAUAAACCUGUGGGAGUCUUAAACAUUGAUGGAUAUUAUGAUUGCUUGCUGAGAUUCUUUGACAAAGGAGUUGAAGAGGGAUUCAUCAACUCUUCUGAUAGGAACAUUAUCAUUUCUGCAAAAACUGCCAGAGAGCUUAUACAAAAAAUGGAGGAAUAUAUACCGGUGCAUAAUCAAGUGGCUUCAAAGCAAAGCUGGAAUGUAGAAGAAAAUAGAGAUGAAGAUUUGUAGAAGAUUGAUUUCUGUGAUCCCCCAUAAGGAAAUAGGCUUAUUUUUUGUCUGAAAUAUUUACUGAUGACUCUUUGCAUUUAAUUGCCUGCUGAAAGAGGGAUAAUACAUGUAAUACAGAAAACAUUGUUUUCAAAUUUGCAGAAUUACUACUUGUUUAAGCAAAAUGUUUGCAACUGAGGAAUGUGAGUGAGCUCAGUAUGUAAAAGUGUACUUACAUUGCAAAAACAGUGGGAUAACAUCAAAGUAAAAGAAUUAAGC